Cuscuta campestris is the source of this 788-nucleotide messenger RNA. Lineage: Eukaryota; Viridiplantae; Streptophyta; Magnoliopsida; Solanales; Convolvulaceae. The record is from the annotation of a GenBank genome assembly.
CGGCGAUGAAGAAGGACGGCUCCUAACGAACCCGGGACCAAUUCACUUCCAAAUGGAUCCACAUCAACAAAAAAGUACGAAAAUUUAUGGGAGUAUACGAGGAAUGCUCCCGGUCCCGGAGGAGCGGCAUGAACGACGCCGAUGUUCUCCGGCUUGCCACGACCUGGUAUCAAGACGACGGGAACCAAGGCAAGGUGCCCAUCGAUCUUUGGGGGAUUUUGAGUCGUUCCCCGAAGUGGCAACAACUCAACAAUCCCGACGGCGGAUCGUUCCGGAAAAGAUCCACCGUCGACGCCGAGGUUGAGGUCGACGAGACCAUCGGUUCUACCGAUCAAAUCCCUUCCUUCAACGUUGCGGCUUCCGAUGACGAGGACCCCAUUCCAUGGCCGAUCGGAAGAAAGAAGGCAAAAUCUAUUGCCUCUGGUUCGGGAGGGUCCGCCUCUGUUUCCGCUUCUCCCCGCGACGAAAUUGACCGGGCAAUGAUUGAACAACUUCGGGCGUUCAAUCUCCAAGAACAAGAGAGGUUGAAGCUUAAAGAGAAGGAGUUGAAGCUAAAGGAGCAGGCGGCCGAGAUGAAAGUCAUGCAAACCGACCCCGGGACGUUGUCGGAGUUUGGACGAAUUAUCUACGAGCAAAGAAUGAGAGAGAUCAACGAGAAAUAUAAUUUACCUUAGCCUUUUUAUUAAUGUAUCUUUUUUUUUAAAUUAUUGUCGCUUUUUUUAUUUAAUUAAUGUAUUUUUUAUUAUUCGUGUUUCAAUUUAAUUAAAUAAUAAAUUAAUUACAUUUUA